Molecule: messenger RNA, 4290 nt
Organism: Tympanuchus pallidicinctus (lesser prairie-chicken)
Lineage: Eukaryota; Metazoa; Chordata; Aves; Galliformes; Phasianidae
Gene: TP53INP1
Product: tumor protein p53 inducible nuclear protein 1
Exons: 4
Coding region: 296-1009 (237 amino acids)
Biological process (GO): positive regulation of DNA-templated transcription; autophagosome assembly
Cellular component (GO): autophagosome; nucleus
Source: RefSeq, a predicted model, not a curated record
CGAUUGGGCGCGGGGCGGGGCAGCCCGUCAGCUGUGCGCGCCGCUAUAACAACAAAGGGCUGCGCGGGGCGCGGAGUUGGCGCGGCUGCGGCGCUGGGAGCGGCGGUGCCGUGCGGUCCGGAGGUUUAACACAAACUGUUUACCAGCCAUGACUCUACAUGUCCUGUACCGAAACUAGUAAAGCAUCUGUGCACUUUAAUCUCAAGUCUAUGCCACCGUGCUAGAACAGUGUGAGCUGUGCCUUGAACCUUGGAUAUAAAGAUCUACCAGCCAAAGUCUUGUUCCUGCCUUAGUAAUGUUCCAGAGGUUAAAUAACAUGUUCAUGGGAGAGAUUGAUGGCUUGUCCAGCCAAGAGCCAGAGUUCAGUGAGAAAGAAGAUGACGAGUGGAUUCUAGUUGACUUCAUAGCAGACACUUGCACUAACUGCACCACGGAGCAAGAUGACAUUGCUGAAACAUCACCUGCAGGCAGCUCGCCUGUCUUCACCUGCCUGCCAUCUCCUCUGGAGCACUUGCCUGAGGCCGGCGAGUCGUGCUUCAUCCAAUUUGAGUCGUGUCCCAUGGAGGAGAGCUGGUUCAUCACCCCUCCACCAUGUUUCACUGCAGGUGGGCUGACUGCCAUCAAAGUAGAAACCAGCCCUAUGGAGAACCUCCUCAUUGAGCACCCAAGCAUGUCUGUCUAUGCUGUCCACAAUGCCUGCCACAGCCUCAGCGACACUGGAUGUGGGGACGAGGAAUUCUGCAGACCGGGCAGUCCCAGACUGGAGGCCCGAAAUGAAACAGGACAGCGUGUUCGCUGCUUUGUCGCAGCUCUUCCUGCUCGUUCAAGUUUUCUGGAAAAAAACAAGAGCUUUCGUCCUACCCACUGGAUAAAAGAACACAGCAAAAGACACUUCCUCAACAGAAAUGGUUUCCGUCGCCAAAACCUCACCAGGGAUUGCCACUCUCGGCAUAUCAAGCACAACGGACUGUUUGUUCACCAGCCUUGCCAGCGUCAGUUCAAUUACUGAUGGCUCUCGUGUUUUAAUCUAUGAUCUGAUUGUUUCUUAGGUUGCUCAUGUUUUCACACAUAGGUGAGUGUGGUCAAUGUGCAGCUGAUCAUCGAUUCCCUCAGACACAAUCACAACUAGUGCUGCAUUUGUUUGAUGACACAUCUCCAAAAAUCUCGCUACGGUCUAAAUUAUGUUAAGUAUCGGUGUCUUAGAAGCCUGUCAGUACAGUAGCUCAUGUGCUGACCUAUCUACAAUGUAUGGAUAGGUUCAUAGUCUUUUAAAGAAGCUUAACUGAGAUAGAAAAAUCAGUUAUGUCUUUGCAUUAAUCAAAGUGGAGUUUAAAAAUUUGAAGUUAGCCAUAUGCUUUAAUGACAAGUACUUGACAGCUUGUGUAUCUCUCUGUAUUAGGCAUAUCUGAUUAAGUUCUAACAAGGAAAUACUGUAGCUGCCAGUGAAUAUUACAUAGCUAUGCUGAUCUGUUACAAGGACAACUAAUCUGAAUUGCCUAGUACCUACCUGUGUUUGCAUGGAGUCUGUGUAGUUGUGUUAGGUACUUAAUAAGAGUAUCAGAAAAGGGUUAAAAGUCCCUUUGGUAUUUCUGCAGUAUCUAUGGCACUGGUGUUACAGAUGAAGUACCUCACAGUGGAGUGAAAGGAGAAGUGGACCUAUGGGUUAAGUACAGAUGCAUAAGCCAGAGAGCUAAAGUGUUCUACUUGGUACAGUUUGAGCUCUCUUCCCUUUCUAACUCUUUUUAUUGUUGAAGAUCAAUUUCUUCUAAAACCUAAUCUGUUCCAUUUGUUCUGUAGUCUAGUUACCCCCCCCAAAAAUAGUGGAUCAACUGUUCUUCUAAUUCCACUGGUAGCUGACUGCUUUUUUGAAGAAGUCAGGCUGAUGCUCAGCUAUUUCUGAGCUGCUGAUUGCUGUUAGAUUUUCUUGUUUACAGGCUGAGAGUUGCUCGAAAAUAGCUAGAAGAAGGACUUCUGAUAGAACUUCUUCUAACUGUCUAAUCUAUUCUCCCACUCAAUCAAGUCUGAGAUCAGUUGUGACUGGAAAUGAAGAGCAGUGGGUGGCAAGGAGAAGAGCAUGCUGAAACUGUCUUACAGAACUAAAUACAGAUAACGGUAUAUAAAAUUUGAGGCACCUCAGCAAUGUUUUUAAGUCAACAGGGAGCAGAAAGACUGGAUAUCAAUUCUGUGGGUUAGUAGGGAAGAGAAGCCAUUCAAAACUAACAAAUACUCAAGUAUUCUUAAGUAUUAAUACUUAAGUAUUCAUUCUUAAGAACAUUCUGCAAAAUACUCUGUUGGGAGUAGGUGGGCACUUAAAGACAAAAAAAGCCCAGCUUAUUAAUAGAUUGUACAUUACACUGCAGCCACAUGGCACUCUGAACACUGAUAGGUAAUCUAGGAUGUGGGUUAAAUCUCUUUGAAGGGGAGAGGGAACAGAAAUUCUCACAAAAAAAGGGGGAAUGAGUAAUUUUACCUCCUUUUUAUCAGUGCUCAAAUGUUGUGUGGUCCUUUUUUUUUUUUUUUUCCUCCCUGUGCUGGGUGCCUGGGGCAUUCAGGUGUUAAUGUGGCAUUCAGCCAUGUCUUCCAGUAGUCCUUAGACAGAAGUUUCCGUAAGGACUCACAUGGAGAGCAUUGGAAAUUGGGUGAUGUCAAUGUGAAUUGUUCCAGACCUGCAACACUUGUUUUCUAAAUCCAUCCAAAUGCUUCAGAUUUUCUCAGAAGCCCAACAAUUUGAAUUAGUACUGAUGUAGUUAUAGUGUAGUGCACGAUGUAGUUACUGCACGCAGUGCAGCUGGAAUUGCUGGGGAGCAUACCUAGUAUGCAGGAAACAGCAUUUCUUUCAGUUUUCAUUUCUCACUUCAGUUUUGCUGCUUACCUGGGAUUAGUUAGGGUUGUUGCAAGGGGAUGUUGGGAAACACAUGCAUGUGUAAGAGCAAGUGGUGCUUUCCUGGAUACACUGGCCUUCAAAACACAUGGAGUUUGUGUGAACUGGGUAAGAGAACAAAAUUGGUCACGUUAUGAGCCUCAAAAAUAGCAGUGAGGGUGUUACUGCUCUUUAAAGCCUUAUGUAUCCACAUUCAUAUAAAAUUUUUGUGGUCCAAAUACUCUGGCUUAUCUCCAAGUAGCUGUAGUUUCUCCAGUCUUGCAUCUGUACAUAUCUGUACCUGGCAUAAACUUCUACUUGCCUCAGGUGGUCUACCUUUACCACUCCAACUCUUUGUCCAGCUUAAACUUCCUUUUCCUCACUGCCAACUUUCUAGCUCAGGAAAAUUCUGUGCUUUCCUGUAUUAUGUUUUUCUUGAUAUAUCAAGUAACUACUUUCCUUCAGCUUUAAUUUUCUUAAAGUUAAAUGAAGGAAGAUGAUGUAUCCACCUCCCUGUGUUGGAAGGAGUAAGUAAUCCUUUGAUCUCAACAGGGGGUGGAAUUGAGAGUGUAAAGGCUCCCAGGCAUUAGAAUGAGAGCCUUGGUCUGUUCUUAGCAGGCAAGUAAAUGCAACUUUAGACUGCUCCUAGAGUUGGGAGAAACUCAUCUUUUUUUUUUUUUUUAUACUACAUUACUAGAUAACUUUCUGGUGAUGAACUCCUAUAUCUUUCAGGAUAUAAACUGUUUUGUUGCACAAAGCUGUGCUUCUCAACUUGUAAUAGUGGAAACCGUGUUGUUGUGUGAGAUAGUACUGCAUCAAUGGCUUUUUGUUAAUUUGUUUUAAGUAUUUAUGUUGAUCUAGUCCCAUUUUAUGCCUGGAGCUAUUGGGCGAUUAGAUUCGUUUUGGUUUUUUGUUUUAUUAGUGAGCUGUGUGGCUUUUUAUAUGGUUUUUGAACUGUACUAAAAUGUUUUUUUUUGUUCUUGUAAAAGUGGAGGCCUUGCAGUGUCUCAUACUGAUUGACAUUCAUGAAUUUUGCUGAAAUGAUAUUUUCAUAUACUGGUUAACAAACAGAUCUGCAUUUUAAACUGUGCCUUCUAGGUGUAACUUUACACAGCAGACUUGAAGAUACAAAAGGGACAUUUCAGAUAGGAUUAAUACUGUAUAUCAGUCUAUGCAUAUACGGCAGCUUCUUUCCAGAGCCACUUUCUAUUUGUAGCAGUCUUUUUGAUAUGGAAGAAUGUCUCGCUCUUAUUUUUAAUAGUUUAACACAAGCUGAAAGCUGACAAAAUACAGCACUUUGCCAAAAAGUAGCAUUGCUUAACCGGUGUGUAUUUCCUGAAGCAAUCUUCUGUAUUUUGUUUUCAUGGUGCAUUAUGCACCGUGGGGAGACGUGAUCUGAACUCUCAAUAAAUGGCCUAUUAAAAAUGUCA